This is a messenger RNA of Saccostrea cuccullata (small rock oyster), 423 nucleotides long. RefSeq lists its product as uncharacterized. The transcript is spliced from 5 exons. Bases 28 to 423 code for a protein of 131 amino acids. The record is from RefSeq and is a predicted model, not a curated record. NCBI's taxonomy places the organism in Eukaryota, Metazoa, Mollusca, Bivalvia, Ostreida, Ostreidae.
ACGGAUUGUUGCAAGGUUUGGAAUGACAUGCUCAAGAUAUGCACCGAAUGUGAUAUAGGAUUUUUUGGUGACUAUUGUCAUUUACCCUGUCGAUAUCCGGGAUUUGGAAAAAGUUGUCAGAGGGAAUGUGACUGUGUGGAACAGCAUUGUCAUCACAUUCUGGGAUGUUCAGAAACAUUUCAGGAAGAAUUCGGAACGACGAAGGCAGUUUCUACAAGCAGAACAACAUUCGAUCUCUUCUCUGUAUGCCGCACUACAGUGAUUUCAAGCACAGGAAAUACUUCUGACAAAGCAAAAUUGAUGAAUGAAACUCUCGAAGUAUGCUGUUUUCAUACUUUAGAUGAGUGUUUUGCAAGCAUUACUGAAUUAAUUACCCCAGCUAAUGAAAAAGAAAGAGGAUAUGAAAGUAUAUUUCACAAUUAA